Molecule: messenger RNA, 1722 nt
Organism: Sphaerodactylus townsendi
Lineage: Eukaryota; Metazoa; Chordata; Lepidosauria; Squamata; Sphaerodactylidae
Product: zinc finger and SCAN domain-containing protein 12-like
Exons: 4
Coding region: 454-1722 (422 amino acids)
Source: RefSeq, a predicted model, not a curated record
ACAGGAUACUAGAGAGCCUCCCCAGCCCCCCCUGCCCAUAGAACCUGUUUCCCAGCAGCAGGGCUUGCCUUCCUGUCUCCAGCUGCAAAGCAGCAAAGGCAAAGCUUUGCAAGAUUUCGUCUCCCUGCACACAUCACGCCUCUCUGUUCCAGGGGGUCGUCGUCGCCGCCCUCAUUUAUUCCUCCUGGGUGUUGUUGUUGAGACGGUGCCCUGUAGAGACUCAACGUACGAGCCUGGAGGGGCUCACCAAAUCAGCUGAUGGUCUUUGAGCAGACCUCUGCUUCCCUAUGCCUGCACAAACUCUGCGGUGGAAAAAUGUCAGUACUGAUCUGCCUUGCAAGGUUGUUGUUGGACUACCCAAAAGAAUGCAGAAGCUCAACACGCUUGUUUCAAUCACAAGGAUCUGUUGUAGAGUUUUCUUUAUUGUGACCCCCUCUGUGAGGUUACCUCAAGAUGAAAAUGGAGGAGCAAGAUCCUGCAAACCUUGCUGUAGAGAAGAGGUUGGAAGAAAUCGGGACAAGCCACCAUGUCCUCCAGGCUGGGAGCAUUGGGGAGUUCUCCCAGAGGAAACCAGGAGAUUCCGUGAAGCAGGAGCCACGAGAGGGGCUUCUUCAGCAGUGGGAAGUCCAGUGGCAGGAGUUCCUCAAGACAGUAGAGUUCCCUCUCUCAAGAUGGGCAAUUCCACAACUGCCAGAGAAACCUUCCCCAUGGGAGGACACCAAGGCCUUCCUGGCCUCCUUUGAGCAAGUGGCUGAAGCCUGUCAGUGGCCCAGAGAAGAAUGGGUGACGCAACUCCUACCAGCCCUCAGGGGAGAAGCCGAACAGACCUUCAGCAGCCUGGAUGCCCAAGACAGAAAGGAUUAUGGGAAAGUAAAGGCAGCCAUCUUACAAGGGGACACUAUCAACAGGGAGAAGAUUCGCUUGCACUUCCGAUGUUUCUGCUACCAGGAGGCUGAGGGGCCACGGGGUGCUCUUAGUCGACUCCAGGAACUCUGCCGUCAAUGGCUGAAGGUCGAGAGGCACUCAAAGGAGCAGAUCUUGGAGCUCUUGAUCCUGGAGCAGUUCCUGACUGUCCUCCCGCCAGAGAUCCUGAGCUGGGUCAAAAGGUGCAACCCAGAGACCUGCUCCCAGGCAGUAACCCUGGCAGAGGAGUUCCUGUUGAGGCAGCGAGAGACUGAGAGGCAGGAGAAAGAGGUGCCCUUGGAGGAGGCAGUUGGGAGCAUCUUUGAGGCAGGCCGGGUUCCAUCUGAGAAUGACCAGAUGCAGCUCUCAAUAGAUGUCAAGGAAGAAGAGGAGGGAGAUGCAAGUCUGCUAGAGGAAGAUCAUCUGAAUGAGGAGGCUGCCAGAGAGACUUUGUCAGAAAGAGCUGAGAGUGAGGAGCUGAAAGAGAAUUUCUGGAAUCCAGAUGUACCAGAAAACCAGGAAGAAAACCUUACAGAAAACAGGAUGGAUGAAUCCUUCCCUUGUCAGGAUGAGGGCUUUCAUGAAUUCACCAUGCAACCAGCAAAGCAAGCAGACAAGAUAAGGAACCAAUAUCUCGAUGUUAAUUGGGGACUUCCCCCAGAGGAGACAUUGGACCAAAAUCAGGGGUUGUGUUCAGAAAGUGAAACACUCUGGAAAGGAGAGAAACGUUAUAAAUGCUCAGAAUGUGGAAAGAGUUUUAGCAAGAGCACACACCUGAUUAGACAUCAAAUCAUGCACACUGGGGAGAGAGGAGGCUAA